AUGAAAAAUGCUAAAAUGACGAUUAGCGAGUAUACUGUAGUUAGUAAGAACGUAGUAAUAUGUGCUAAUGAUACAGUUACCUCCGUUACACCACCAAAAGAAGUAUUGAACACAAGUAAUAGCCUUAAAACAACUCUUCCAGCAGCACAACCUGAUGCUAAAAAUGGAAAUGAAGAUACAGGAAGAGUCGACACAAAUGUAACAACAAUAAUGACGAAUCCUGAAAACAGUGAUAAAGUAAAAUCUGCAUUUUUGAAAAAUGAAACUGGGGUGAAGCUUAAUGGUGUAUGUGGUGCAGAAGUAGGAAUAUUUCUGGUUCCUCAUAUAUACAUAUAUCUUCAAACAAAAGACACAAAUAUACAAUUACAGUCAGAGUUAAUACCAAUAGAUAAAACAAUCAUACUGGACAAAGAUAACAUCAUGGACGUAAGGAAAUUUAGAAUACCUACCUUAGAUGUGCCAAUAUCCUCAAUACAAGUACAUACAUGGAUAGGCAGUAAUCGCUCCUACAUACUUGAAAGUAAAAAUUAUGCAAUAAAAAAAGGAAUUCCAGAAAAAUGUGAAACAAUAGCUACAAAUUGCUUUUUGAGUGGAUUCACAGAUAUUGAAAAAUGCUAUAAAUGUACCUUGAGAGUAAGGGGAGAACAGCAUUCUGAUGUGUGUUAUAAAUUUAUUUCUAAGGUGGAGGAUACACAAAAGGAUGCGGACAUUCUCACUGCAGGUAGCAGUGAAGACUCUGAUGAAUACAAACUUAAAGAGUCCAUUGAUAAUAUAUUGAAUCUAAUAUACAAAACAGAUGUGAAUAAUAAUAAAGAAUUGAUAAAAUUGGAAGAGUUAGAUAAUACCUUAAAAAUGGAAUUAAUAAACUAUUGCAAUUUACUGAAGCAGGUAGAUAUGAGUGGAACUUUGGAAAAUCACGAAUUAGCUAACGAUAUAGAAACGUACAACAAUUUAACGAAAUUAUUAAUAAAACAUGAUAAUGAGAAAAAAACUUCAUUACAUGAUAAACUAAAAAAUCCAGCGAUAUGCAUGAAAAAUGUACAUGAAUGGAUAAAAAAUAGAAGAGGAUUAGUAUUGCCUCAAAUGACAUAUAAAAAUGUGGCAGAUAUUAAUAAUGUACACCUUAAUCAAAAUGAGGAACUACAAGAUAGUAAUAAUACAAGUAGAAAUAUAUACAAAGAAGGGAAUAAUGAAAUCAUCGAUUUAACCGAUAAUAAAAAUAAGAAUGUUGACGCUUCUCAUUUUACAGAUAGUAUGUUUUGUAAUGAUGAAUAUUGUGAUAGAUUGAAGGAUAAGAAUAGCUGCGUUUCAAAAAUAGAAGUACAAGAUCAGGGAAAUUGCUCAAUAUCUUGGAUAUUUGCAUCUAAGUUGCAUUUAGAAAGUAUUAAAUGCAUGAAAGGGUAUGAACAUGGAAGCAUUUCGGCUUUAUACGUAGCUAACUGUGCAAACAAAGAAGCCAUGGAUAAAUAUCAUGUUGGAUCUAAUCCACUAGAAUUUCUUAAAAUAAUUGAUGAUAAAAAGUUUCUUCCUUUAGAAUAUAACCUCCCAUACGCAUAUGCAAAAGUUGGUAAUGACUGUCCGAAUCCACAGAAACACUGGACGAAUUUAUGGACAGGUGCAAAAUUAGUAGAUUCUAAAAAUGAGCCCAAUUCGUUGGGGGCUAAAGGAUAUACCGCCUAUGAGAGUGAUAAAUUUAGGGGAAACAUGGACACGUUUAUCAAAAAAAUAAAGCAUGAAGUUAUGCACAAAGGAUCUGUAAUUGCUUAUGUAAAAGUAGAAAAUGUAAUGGGUUAUGAUCUUAACGGAAAGAAGGUGCUUAGCGUAUGUGGUGAUAAAAAUGCUGAUCACGCGGUAAACAUCAUUGGAUGGGGAAACUACAUAAACGAUGAAGGAAAGAAGAAGUCUUACUGGAUAGUCAGAAAUAGCUGGGGUAAGUACUGGGGUGACGACGGAAACUUUAAGGUCGACAUACAUGGCCCGGAAGAAUGUGAACACAAUUUCAUUCACACUGUUGCAAUGUUCAACAUAGAUAUGCCAGUGGCCCAAGUUGUUAAGAACAAGGAUGCUGAAAUAUUUAAUUAUUAUGGAAAAACAUCCCCCGAUUUUUUUAGUAAUUUAUACUAUAAAAGUUUGGAAUCAGUAAAGAAUAGUAAUUCAAGCGGUGGAACAUUCUUAGGACAAAAUUCGAUGGUGCACGGAAACUCAGGGUCAGAUACUAAAGCACAAGAAGUAUCAGCAUCAUCAUCAUCAUCAUCAACAACAACAACAACAGGAGAGGAAGGUACAAAUCAUCAUCAAACAUCACCUGUUGUAGGAGGAGCAGCAGGAGGAACCGAAGAUACAACAGGAAAGCAAACAUUGCCUACAGAAGAAAGCGCAACAGUAGAAAAACAGGACGGUGCAACAGAGAAGGAAGUAUCACCACCAGCAACAGGAACAGUAAAGGGAACAACAUCAGGUGAACCAUCAGCAGCACUGUCAAAAGGAGGAGAUACAGUUCCAACAGUAAAUGACCCAUCAAAAGAAGAAGUAGCAGGAAACGGUAAAGGAACACAGGGAAGUCAAGCGAAUAAAGGAGCUAAUAGUGUUGAAAAUGCAGCAUCCUCUGAAUCGAUUGAAAUAAUACAUAUUUUAAAACACAUUAAAAAUUCCAAUGUAAAAAUGGGUUUGGUUAAAUACGACCAUGAAUAUGAAGUUGGAGAGCACUCAUGUAUGAGGACCUCUUCAACAAAUCCAGAGAAGCAUAGUGAUUGUGUAAAAUUUUGUAAAGAAAAAUUCGAAGAAUGUGAAAAGGAACCUAUACCUGGAAUCUGUUUAGCAAACUUGUAUAAAUCAGAUGACUGUUUUUUCUGUUAUGUAUAA
Molecule: messenger RNA, 2862 nt
Organism: Plasmodium malariae
Lineage: Eukaryota; Apicomplexa; Aconoidasida; Haemosporida; Plasmodiidae
Product: serine-repeat antigen, putative
Exons: 4
Coding region: 1-2862 (953 amino acids)
Cellular component (GO): lysosome
Molecular function (GO): cysteine-type endopeptidase activity
Source: RefSeq, a predicted model, not a curated record